AUGCUGACCCCCUUUCCACAGCUGGAGAUCAUGGACCUGUUCAACAGUUCCAGCGCAUUGCUGGAAGGAUUAAAAACCAGGCAGCCGGAUAUUUUAUUGCUGGACAUUAUGCUGCCCGGACAAUCAGGCAGGGAUAUUGCCCCGGUCAUUAAAAGUAACUAUCCCGCCGUGAAGAUCAUUGCCCUGACCAGCCUGGAUGCUCCGUCUAUGGUAUCAGGUAUGAUGCGGCGUGGAUGCAGCGGUUAUUUAUUAAAAGAUACCGACCAGGAGACACUGGUGCUGGCCAUUGAAGAAGUUUAUAAAGGUCAUGAAUUUAUAGAGCCUUCCCUGAAAGAAAAGCUCCUGGAAAACAUCACCCGGUUUCAAAGCAACAAAACCGAAAGGAUGGCACAUGAGCUGACCCAACGGGAAAAAGAGAUCCUGAAGCUGAUUGUAGCAGAAAACACCACCCAGGAAAUUGCCGACAAGCUAUUUAUCAGUUUCCGGACCGUUGAAAACCACCGGUACAGUUUAUUGCAAAAGCUGGAUGUAAAAAACAGCGUGGGCCUGGUGAAGCUGGCCAUCCAGAUGGGACUGGCCGAUUAA
Ostertagia ostertagi is the source of this 585-nucleotide messenger RNA. The record is from the annotation of a GenBank genome assembly. Lineage: Eukaryota; Metazoa; Nematoda; Chromadorea; Rhabditida; Trichostrongylidae.